AUGAGAUUCAAAAAUCAUCUUCUGGUUUUCUGUGCUGGAGCAAUUAUAUUCACAAUUCUUAUAAUAAGUCAUGGAAUUUAUAGCUUUGAUAGUUCUGUCAUUUUAAUAGAUGAAAAAUGGCAGAAAAUUAUACAGAGAAGACAGAGAGAAGUGAACGAAUCAGUCGGAUGUCAUGAUUUUCUGGAUAAGCUGAAAACCAAAAUUCCUGUGUCCGUGUUAUUGAUAGAUUUGACGAUUUUGGAAUUGAUUGGAAAAAGUAAAUGUGAUCAAUUGAAAUUGUAUGAAACGCCAAUUGAGGUAGCUACCAGCAUCAGGAAAGAUUUAAACUUCAUUCCACGAGACCUAUUCCAGCCAUUUUUCUUCGAAGUCAACCAACAAAAAGACUACCUGGAAUUAGACACAAAACCGAGACGAAUUAUUCCAAAAAGUUUCGAAACGGUGAAGUUUGGAAACUUGGCAGUUCCCUUGAAGCCAUUCAGGUUUCGAAAGUUUUGGGAGAAAUCCAGACUUAUCGAAUGCUCAAAUAGUACAGUACACCGGAAAGAAACGGAUAAAAAAAGGAAGAUCAAUUUGGAGUUAGCCGUUUUCGAGUUAUCACGACUUCAGAAUCUGAUGAUCCAAUAUGAUAUGUUUCCAUUUAUCAGUGAGGGCACUUUACUUGGCUGGUACCGAGAAUGCUCCAUCAUUCCUCAUACCCAGGACAUUGACAUCUCCGUGUUUGCUUCUGAAUUCAAUCCGAAGUUUGUCGAUGAUAUGAGAAGCGGAAGAUCCAUUUUUAGGUUGAGCAGGAGACUAGGAAAACUGGACGCACUGGAACUGACUGUAGCUCCACGACAGGGAUAUCAUGUGAACAUGGAUAUAUUUUUGAUGUAUCAAGAGACAAAUGAAACGACUGAGAUUGAUUUCAACUGGAUUUCAGGGCUGAAAGGCGACGGAGAACGUCUCCGCUAUCAUUUCCCAUUAUUCGAGCCGAUUUGUUCAGCAGAUCUAUUGGGACAUUUAGUAUGGACCACCUGUGACCCAGAAAAAGCAAUAAUCCACGAAUACGGUGAACGAUGGUUUGAAGACAUCCCAACAAAAAACUACAGUUGGUUCGAAUCAGUUUACAAUGUACAACGAAAUGUGGAAUGGUAUUCGAAUUGGGAAUUGAGUAAAAUUAAAUUUGAGGAUGGGUAUCCGACAAAGUGA
Molecule: messenger RNA, 1188 nt
Organism: Caenorhabditis briggsae
Lineage: Eukaryota; Metazoa; Nematoda; Chromadorea; Rhabditida; Rhabditidae
Exons: 7
Coding region: 1-1188 (395 amino acids)
Source: RefSeq, a predicted model, not a curated record